AACAGAUCACUCACACGUGCGCAGCCGCAUCUUUCUUGCUUUAAGUUGUCGUGCACGUAAUCUUUAGUCAAACCAACGUGUUAAUUUCUUCUUCUCUGACUUUGAUUCAAAUCUCAAUCUCUUUCCCAAGUUUUAACUUGUAAUAAUUCACACCGUUACUAUUUAAGCAAGUUGUGAGUGGUGGUGUUGUUUGGAGCUAAAAAUGACGAUCACAGCCACGCCGAGCGUCGAGGAUGGAUGUCUCAUGGUCGGGGAAAAGGUGGUGUUGACCGGGGUGCCGGGAAAUGUUGUCGUUUCUCCGGUUAGCUCCGGGCGCGCGGCUUUCAUGGGUGCAACUUCAUCUACUCAAAGUUCGCGUCACGUUUUCAGUCUUGGUGUUCUUGAGCGUGGAUUUAAGUUCUUGUCUCUCUUUAGAGAAAAAAUCUGGUGGAUGAUACCACGAGUUGGAAAAUCUGGUUGUGAAAUUCCCAUGGAAACGCAAAUGCUUCUCUUGGAAGCAAGACAAGUAUCUGUUCUGAACAAUGAGACUUCUUCUGAUCUAACUACCGAAAACACCUACAUUCUCUUCUUGCCUGUUUUGGAUGGUCAAUUUAGGACAAGUUUGCAAGGAACUCCCGAAAAUGAGCUCCAGUUCUGCAUUGAAAGUGGAGAUGAUAAUGUUCUAACCUCCCAAUCACUGGAAGCAGUAUUCAUAAAUUCUGGGAAUAACCCAUUUGAGCUUAUUACAAACUCUGUCAAGACACUAGAGAAGCACAAAUGUACUUUUAGCCACAUCGAAAACAAAAAGAUACCAGCGUAUCUGGACUGGUUUGGAUGGUGCACUUGGGAUGCUUUCUACACUGAAGUCAGUCCUCAGGGGAUCAAAGAGGGUCUCCAAAAUUUCUCAGAAGGAGGCCGUUCACCUAAAUUCCUGAUCAUUGAUGAUGGAUGGCAAGAGACUGUAAAUGAAUUCCAAAAAGAAGGUGAACCACCUAUUGAAGGGACAGAGUUUGCCACCAGAUUGGUAGAUAUCAAAGAAAACAGUAAGUUCAAGAGUUUGGGUUCAGAUGAUUCAUGCAUUGAUCUACAUGAUUUUAUUGAUGACAUCAAAGGCAAAUUUGGGUUAAAAUUUGUUUACGUGUGGCACGCUUUAGCUGGUUAUUGGGGAGGUGUGCUUCCAUCGUCAGAAACAUUGAAAAAGUACAACCCAAAGAUUGCCUAUCCAAUUCAAUCACCUGGUAACACAGGGAACCUCAGAGACAUUGUCAUGGACUGCUUGGAAAAGUAUGGAGUUGGGUUUAUAGAUCCCCAAAACAUCUUUGAGUUUUAUAAUGAUCUCCAUGGCUAUCUUGCAAGCAGUGGUGUGGAUGGAGUCAAAGUUGAUGUUCAGAAUUUGAUAGAAACAUUAGGUUCUGGGUAUGGCGGACGGGUGUCAUUGAUGAAGCACUAUCAAGAGGCACUUGAGCAAUCUGUUGCAAAGAACUUUGAAGCCAACAACCUAAUUUGCAGCAUGAGUCACAACUCAGAUGCAAUCUACAGCUCAAAGAAGAGUGCGGUUGCAAGAGCAUCAGAGGAUUUCAUGCCAAGAGAACCAACAUUACAGACAUUGCAUAUUGCAUCUGUGGCUUUUAAUAGUCUUCUUCUAGGGGAGAUUGUGGUGCCAGACUGGGACAUGUUUCAAAGCAAACAUGAUACGGCUGAAUUUCAUGCUGCAGCAAGAGCCAUUGGUGGGUGUGCGGUAUAUGUAAGUGAUAAGCCUGGCAAUCAUGAUUUCAAAAUCCUCAGAAAGCUAGUAUUGCCUGAUGGUUCAGUCUUAAGAGCUAGAUAUGCAGGCCGGCCUACUCGAGAUUGUUUAUUUGAAGAUCCAGUUAAGGAUAGAAAAAGUUUGUUGAAAAUAUGGAACUUGAAUAAGUUAUCAGGGAUCAUAGGUGUUUUCAAUUGCCAAGGAGCGGGGAAUUGGCUGCUGAAAGAAGCAGCUCAAGAGACAUCUAGUGCAGUAUCUACUUCCUCAUCCACCUCAUGUCAUGUGAGUCCCCAUGAUGUUGAAUUUCUUGAGGAGAUAGCAGGUGAAAGGUGGAAUGGAGAUUACGCUAUAUAUGCCUUUAAUUCAGGAUCCCUUUCUACUAUGCCAAAGAAAGGAACAUUUGAGGUGUCCUUGAGAACUCUUAAAUGUGAAAUAUAUACCAUCUCUCCGAUCAGAGAUUUUGGAAAUGGUCUUCUUUUCACUCCACUAGGAUUACUUGACAUGUACAACUCAGGAGGGGCAAUAGAAGCUCUGAACUGCACCAUGGAUCUUUUGGGAUGCACAAUUAAAGUCAAAGGGCGAGGUUGUGGCCGGUUUGGAGCCUAUUCGAGCACCAAACCGAGGUGUUGUGUGGUGGACAUGAAAGAAGAGCAAUUCACAUACAACGCUGAUGAUGGAUUAUUGACAGUAAAACUUCAAGGUGAAUGCAAAUUAAGAGAGAUUGAGUUUGACUAUAGAGGCAUCUGUGUCUGAGAAAUUAUGCAAUGGAUGUGGAACUUUGGAGUGCUGGAUGGAAUCAACAUCUUCCGGUUCAAGUGAAUCAUACAAAUAGUCUUGGUAGGAAGUAUAAUGCAAACUUGUUUGCUUGAAAAUUCUACUGUGUAUCACAAAUAUUAUCCCAUUUUUUCCCAAAAACAAAAAUUGAUCUGGGUAUGUUCAAAUGGGUAGCAGUGUGAGUUGCUUCUACAGUCUUUUACAUGAAAGCAUCAUAGAAAAGCAUUCUUUUUCAUUUCUGGGUAAAUUAUAAGUAUUGUAAGUACAUUAAACUAAGCAAAAUGAAAAAUAUGCUUUUUUUCUUCUU
Messenger RNA from Carya illinoinensis, 2804 nucleotides. Its product is annotated as probable galactinol--sucrose galactosyltransferase 2. Bases 203 to 2476 code for a protein of 757 amino acids. The record is from RefSeq and is a predicted model, not a curated record. The transcript has 14 exons. NCBI's taxonomy places the organism in Eukaryota, Viridiplantae, Streptophyta, Magnoliopsida, Fagales, Juglandaceae.